AUGAAAUUCACCGCCGCAACCAUCCUCGCUCAAGGCGCCCUCGCGGCAGCCGCGACCUCGGGCGACUUCACCAUCCUGACUAUGAACGUGGCUGGCCUGCCCGAGGUCCUCAACCCCAAUGGCGUCCCGGGAGGCAAGGAGGCCAGCGCCAAGACGAUCGGAAGCAAGUUUGCGCAGUAUGGGUAUGAUGUUAUUCAUGUGCAGGAGGACUUCAACUACCACGCUGCCCUCUACUCCACCGACACGCACCCCUACCGCACCCCAACCUCAGGCGGCGUCCCCUUCGGCUCCGGCCUCAACACCCUCUCCAACUUUCCCUGGCUCUCUGGCUCCUUCCAGCGUCAAAAAUGGGCCAAGUCCUCAUGCGCCUCGGAAUUCGACUGCCUGACGCCCAAGGGCUUCACGUUUAUGCGCAUCGCCCUUUCUUCUGACGCCACCGACGCUGUCUACGUAGACUUUUACAACAUGCACACCGACGCCGGCACCGAGACGGCCGAUCUCGAAGCGCGCAACGACAAUCUCCGGCAGGUGGGCGAGUGGAUCCAGACGCACAGUCAGGGAAACGCCGUGUUGGUAUUUGGCGAUACCAACUCGCGCUAUUCACGCUCGGGAGACACGGGGAUUCGGUCUUUACUGAAGUUGGAGAACCCGACGGGGGCUGCAGGACUACAAGAUAUCUGGGUUGAACUCCAUCGUAAUGGAGUUGUUCCGAACGAUGCGGGCGUGUGUGGAAACCCGGCGGAGGACGCGGCUUGUGAGAUUGUGGAUAAGGUUCUUUACCGAAGUAGUCCCCUGGUACAACUCACGCCGACGGCGUUGGAGUACGCUGGUCCCAGGUUCUUGGCGGAUGACGGGGUCAGUGUCUUGUCGGAUCAUAAUCCCGUGCUGGUCAACUUGACUUGGUCGGCUGCCGACCGCCGGUUCCGACAAAGCGGGUUUUGGGGCGGGGCGGCGUAUGGGAAUUGGUUCAACGAUGUGUCUACCCUUGAUUCCACUACGGGAUCGAUCAAGGCGCGAAAGAUCACUUUCCGCGGUGAAAACCGUCUUGAUAGCGUUGGUCUUACGGUCUCAUCGUCAAGUGGUCAGGGAACCACAGAGUUGGUGCAUGGUGGACAGGGAGGGUCCGAGGUGUCGCUGACGCUGGCUGAUGGGGAGUCCUGGGUCAAGUCCGAGCUGUGCCAGGGUCAGAAGAGUGACAAGACACGCAACUUUUACAUCAAGGCUACUACGUCCAAGGGAAGGACGCUGGAGGCAGGCACCAGGACGAGUGACUGCAAGGUGUUUGAGGCGGAGGAGGGGUGGCAGGUUGUGGGGUUCUUGGGAGAGAGCGGGGAUGAAGUCGAUUUGCUUGGUUUCAUCUAUGGCAAGAUCUAG
Messenger RNA from Neurospora hispaniola, 1374 nucleotides. Its product is annotated as Endonuclease/exonuclease/phosphatase. NCBI's taxonomy places the organism in Eukaryota, Fungi, Ascomycota, Sordariomycetes, Sordariales, Sordariaceae. The record is from RefSeq and is a predicted model, not a curated record. The transcript has 2 exons. The coding region runs from base 1 to 1374 and encodes 457 amino acids.